AUGGAAAAGUUAAAUUAUGUUGAAUGGUUUAAUGCUCAAAAAGUUGAUGUCACAGAUGGAAGCUUAAACUGGACGACGACAUUACCCGUGGAGCAAUGGACAGCUCCCGAUUUCCCUUUUGUCAAAGUUAAUGUGGAUGGUGCACUUUUUUCUGCCCAAGGGCUGUAUGGAUUGGGCUUGAUUGCAAGGUCUGCUGCGGGGUUGGUCUUGGGGGCCAGAAGUUUAUCUAGAGAGGGCUCUUUGCAACCUCGUAUUGUCGAAGUCAUUGGUAUCAAGGAAGCUCUCUCUUGGAGUAAAGCAAAUGGAUGGUCACACAUUGUUGUUGAGUCGGAUUGUUUAAGGGUCAUUAAUGAUUUGCAAAAGUUCAAAAAUAUGGCUUCUCCUUAUGGCCAUAUUCUUUAUGAUUGUAUGACUUUGGUUACUGAUUUUGAUGUUGUUUCUUUUAAUUUUGCUAAGCGGUCUGCUAAUAAGGUUGCGCAUGCCUUGGCGCGAUCUUCCCUUUUUGAGACUGACCGUACUUUUAGUAGGGACUCCUUACCUUUUGUUUUUGCAUCUUUAAUUUUGGAUGAUUUAGUUUAA
Cannabis sativa is the source of this 579-nucleotide messenger RNA. RefSeq lists its product as uncharacterized. The transcript has a single exon. Lineage: Eukaryota; Viridiplantae; Streptophyta; Magnoliopsida; Rosales; Cannabaceae. Gene Ontology annotation, molecular function: RNA-DNA hybrid ribonuclease activity; nucleic acid binding. Bases 1 to 579 code for a protein of 192 amino acids. The record is from RefSeq and is a predicted model, not a curated record.